CUCCUCGGCUCUCCCACCCCGCAUCUCUAAGUCACUUCCCCUUUUUCAUCCUUGUUGUGUCUGGAUGACGUUGCUGUGUGGGAGAUGCUGAAGCCCCAACGCGGCGGCACGUUUCCAUUGUGCUAAUAUUGUUUCCAGGUGCAAAAAAAAAGAAACAAACAUCUAGAUAUUAUAAAUAACAUUUAAUGUAGCGUUUUUAGAUAAGAAUAAAUGUAGAUAAGAAUAGAAUAAAUGUUUCUGCUAAACCCAUGACACCAAACUCAUGAUCCCUCGUUUUUUAGGUUCCUGAAUGCAACAUGAUUAACCUCAGAGCCCCCAACCCCAAAGAAGCAUAUGGACCCUAAUUAGCACAUAACGUGGGGGGUUGGGUCCACCAGCCCCUCGUCUAACGGUUUGGUGUCUUUUAAUUCGCCCUCUGUUCCCUCCUAGAUUUAUGUGCUGUGGCGUGGCCCCGUAAACAUCACACGGGCCAGUCUGACAAAAAAAAAAGAGCGGGAGUCCAUUAAUUAGAUUGAGGGGCCCCACCGGCUCUUUGUGUCGGAGUCCCAUCAACCGGUCGGCUGAGACGGCGUCCACAUCAGCGUCGGGGCGGGAAGAGCUAAUGCAGACGCUCGUUUCCCUAGAUGCAAAUUCUCACCUCACAAAUAAUUUUCCCGGCAUUUCACUGGACAGAUGGUUUCUGUAGAAGACGCGAUUUUCAUAUUUCACCUUAAUAUCAGAGUAAGUAGGGAUUUACCCAUUUUUCCUUUCCACUGCUGUGUGUGUGUGUAUUAGAGGGAAAUGUUGAAUAUUCAAAUGUUGUGCUCAGUUACAGCUGUGUUUCAUUGUCACCCAGCUGAUUCUGCUAAUUGCUGACCCUAAUUCACUGAUCUGAGCUGUCUGACCCCGAGUCUCACGUUUCCCGUGUCUUUAGGAACCAAUGAGUGGCGCUGUGUGAGGGCGCCGCCGUCAGCCCGCUGUGCUGGAUGUCUGUGACACAUCCAUGGGCCAGAAGGACCAUGUGGAGGCAGGCGCAGACCACAUCCUGGAGCUGGGGCUGGAUUUGGAGUAUCUCCACGUAGCGGGGGCCGACCGGCAGGCCGGCGGCGCCGACGGGCCCCCUGCUAUGGAGGAGCAGGGGGACACCUGCGCCGCUGCGUCCGACAAGGAGCGGGAGCCAGCGCAGCCCACCGGGUCCACCCUCACCCCCGGCCCGGACCCCGACGGCGGAGAGGGAGGCCCGGCCCACAGUAAGAACACCCACCAGCCGCUUUGUCGGACCCAGUGCGUUGACUUGGGGACCGAGGGGCCCCCUGAGCCCCCGUCCGAGCCCCCAUCGGGGCCAGACCUCGCCGGCCCAGUCCGGUCCCCGCCCAGCUCGCCGUGUAAGCAGCCCUCCGAGGCGGGGGGGAAGCAGUACCAGGCCAAGCUGGACUUUGCCUUGAAGCUGGGCUACGCCGAGGAGACGGUGCGACUGGUGCUGUCCAAGCUGGGCCCCAACACGCUCAUCAACGACAUACUGGGCGAGCUGGUCAAGCUGGGCACCAAGGCGGACGGCGAGCAGCCGACCGCAUCUCUGGCCUCCACGUCCUCCUCGUCGUCGUCGUCGUCGUCCUGCGGCUGCUCGGAGCUGCUGGAGCAGCGGUCGGACUCGCCCGGGCCGUCGGACCCGCCGUGCGACCAGGACAACCUGCGGCCGAUCGUGGUGGACGGCAGCAACGUGGCCAUGAGCCAUGGCAACAAGGAAGUGUUUUCAUGCCAGGGCAUCCAGCUGGCGGUGGACUGGUUCCUGGAGCGCGGCCAUCAUGACAUCACGGUGUUCGUACCUGCGUGGAGGAAGGAGCAGUCCCGCCCCGACGCUCCUAUAACAGAUCAGGAGAUCCUGCGGCGCCUGGAGAAGGAGAAGAUCCUGGUGUUCACCCCCUCGCGGCGCGUCCAGGGCCGCCGCGUGGUCUGCUACGACGACCGCUUCAUCGUCAAGCUGGCGUACGAGUCGGACGGCAUCAUCGUCUCCAACGACAACUACCGGGACCUGGCCAACGAGAAGCCCGAGUGGAAGAAGUUCGUGGACGAGCGGCUGCUCAUGUACUCCUUCGUCAACGACAAAUUCAUGCCUCCGGACGACCCCCUGGGGCGCCACGGCCCCAGCUUGGACAACUUCCUGAGGAAACGUCCCGUCGUGCCUGAGCAGAAGAAGCAGCCUUGUCCGUACGGAAAGAAGUGCACUUACGGCCACAAGUGUAAGUACUACCACCCAGAGCGAGGCGCUCAGCCUCAGCGCGCCGUGGCCGACGAGCUGCGAGCCAGCGCCAAGACCUGCGUCAACGCAAAGCCCCAGGGCGACUCCGGGCUGGUGAAGAGCCACAGCGUGCCGGCGGGCAGCAUCGAGGCCAAGAAGGGAGCCCCCAAACGCCAGUCGGACCCCAGCAUCCGGGCCCUGUCGUACAGCGACGCCGAGGAGAAGCUGGCGAAGGGGAGUCCCUGCGGUGGCGGCGCGGCCGUGCCCCCCGCCCCAGGAGGCCCCCCCCCCGCUCUGAGCCUGCCGCAGGAGCCGCAGCCCAGGGCGCCCACCCCCCACGGCCUGCUGCCCGCCCCCGGCCACGAGCUCUACCCCCACUGCGAGUCCCCGGACCUCAACUACUACUCGGUGACGCGCGCCUACUCGGGGCUGAGCCUCUCCUCCCGCCGCAGCCCCGACGGCCGCUUCCCCGGCGACGCCGACCUGCGCCUGGGCUCCAUGGGCUCGGCGGGCUCCGAGUGCGGCAGCGAGAGCAGCGCCAGCUGCAGCGGCAGCAGCUGCGACUCGUACGGCGAGCGGCCGUGCCCCGGCUGCCCCCCGGAGCCCCCGCCGGACGACGGCGCGCUCUACGGCCGGCCGUACGGCCUCCACGGCGCCGGCGCCACCGCCCACGAGCUGUGCGGCCUCCACGCCGCCGACUACGCCCCGCACGGCCACGCCCCCAGCACGCACAGUUACCACCGGGGGCAGGGCUGCAUCCACGACCCGCCGCCCGACGCCGCCGUGAAGCGGCCCCUCUACCCCCUCCCCCCUCACCUCCAGCACCAGCCGCUCGCCUCGCGCUCCAGCUGCCCCGGCGACUACCACUCGCUGGCGCAGGCGAGCCCGCACCCCCCCGGCUCCCCCGUGGGCCGCUGCCUGGCCCCCACGCGGGCCGAGAGCGCGUCGGACUCGCACCUGUACGAGCACCUGUCCGCGGCACACCGCCACCACCGGCCCAAGGCCCUGCCCGGCUGGGACUCGUACUACAGGCAGCCGCCGGUGCCGCUGGCCCAUUACGAGCCGUCGGCCUAUCAGAGCCUGCCCGACACGCGCCACUCGUCCUGGCACGCCCCCCCCUGGGGACAGGAGGCGUUCGCCCAGCACCACUCCUCCCACCCGGCCCUCCACCCCUCCCCCACCCAUUACAUGAGCCACCCGCCUCCUCUGGGCCACCCGCCUCACCCGUACGGCUCCCACCUCAUCGUGCCCUCCCAUCCCCCUCCCCCUCCUCCCCCCUCCUCCUACCUGCCGCAACACGCCGAGUCCCCCGCGCACGGUCGCUACGGCGACGCCAGGGAGAAGGUGUACGUCAACCUGUGCAACAUCUUCCCCCCUGAGCUGGUGAGCCGCGUGAUGGCGAGGAGCCCUCACGUCACGGACCCCCAGCAGCUGGCGGCCGCCAUCCUGGCAGAGAAAGCCCAGGCCGGCUACUGAGGAGCGUGCCUCGAAACACUGCAGUGUUUUUGCAGUCGUUGGGGAGGCAAUGCUUCAGAUGCUGAAGAUAAUCCAAAUCCAGCUGUGACUAACUAAAGCAACGCCACAUAAUGUGGUUCUGCAGCUGCUCUGUUCUUAUUUAUUUAGUCUCUCGUGUAUCUGCCACGUGUGUUGGAUUCUUAAGGCACUUAACAGCCAAAUCAUAACACAGCCUGGUGUCGCAACAGAUAUGAGCGCUACCUUAGGGAAUAUGCACUGUACUUACUCCUUCAGUUAGCUCUUGCAUGUAUGUAGCACCGGAUACAUGGGACUCGAUUUCUAACCUCCUUCAACGUGUCUGGUUUUAAAGUUUUCCUGUGAAAAAGUUCGUUAUUCGUUGUCUGGUAAAAUCCUCGAUAUCCUGUGACUGUUUCAAACCACAACUUGACCAAGGCCUGUGUAUUAUAUUAACCUGUGUGUGUGACCGUGUGUGUGGGUUUGCUCCCAUGCUGGUAUAAAUAGGUGUCUGAAAGAAGGUCGUCUCGUUUGCGUCGCCAUCAGUUCUUGGUCAGAGUUGUAGCUGUAGAGAUGGGUGACCCUGUCGUGUGUACCUUAGUUUUAGUAAGGGACAUCUCUCUCUUUCUCUCUCUCUCUCUCUCUCACUCUCUCUCUCUCUCUCUCUCUCUCUCUCUCUCUCUCUCUCUCUCUCUUUCUAUCUACUCUCUCUCUCUCGCUCUCUGGCCCUUUAUUUUGGGUCGACUCUGGCUUCUGCUACAGACCGGGCACACGUCAGCGUCGGCCAACGGAACCGUGCGUAGUGUAAAUAUAUUUAAUGGAGCCCCCCUGCUGUGCUUUUGGCUGCCGACCACCGUCCUCUGUAGCAGAUCCCAGCCGAGUCCGCGCUAGACAGAGAAAAACCUUGUUUGAUACAAAUUGUAUCAUUAACUAAGUCGCUGACGUUGUAAACAGUCCAUGGACGUCCUGAGCAGCAUUCACCAAACACUAUACAAUAAGUGCUUCAACAACACUUCCGCCCGAGAUGUUCCAUGUUUUACGCUUUGACUAUUCUUCAUGUAUCUCACUGAAGGAGUUGUCCGCCUACUGUGUUUAGGCAUCGCAGCGUCUUUUUCUGUGCCUUCGGGUUUGAAGCUAGCUUAUUUUCUACAGGAGUUAAUGUGUGCAUGGGCAGCCUUCUGUGUUCAAGAGCAUAGAAUUAUUGAUUCGUCAAGUACCUCUCUAGAACGGCAUGGUGGCUGCUCCAGGAUUGAACGCCCUGCUCUGAUCAGCGUCAGUGGACAAGUGUUAAAGGAGAUAUUUUAUAGCUGGGUCAGUCCCGUAUCGCCUGGCAGCCAUUUUGAACAACCGGUCAGAAAUGCUGGACGCGUAGCUUUAAACCUGCCCGCUUUUCCAGACUCUUGAGUUCAAAAUGGCCGCCAAACAACUACCGUGUACAGAGCGAGCUUGUCGCACACGUCACCUCAAGCGCGCUGUACACAGAACCCCCCCCUUCCCGGUUUUCUUUUCCCGUCCGGCCGGCGUGUGACUUUGUACAAGUACAUGAACAGUUGUACGAUAACACGUGAACCUUUGUGUAUUGAAGAAGCGCCUUCUCUCUGGCCUCCUGGCACCGUGUGUCAGCGGGGCCCCUGAGCGUGGGCCCAAAGUAAUGCCUCUUCAUGGCAUUGUGCUUAUGACACAUCCAAUACUCUGAACUAUGUUCAGCUAACUGUUAUGCAUGUUUUGAUUGGUUUCGCUCCGUGUACAUAUGUGUCGCUGUCCUGCUAGCUGUCGAUGCUUGUACCAUAAGCUGGUUUGCGUUCGGCUUGUUCCUUUUAGUUUCAUGUGUUAGUACGGAUGUCAGUGUAGCUCCCUUUGUUAACUUAUAGAAUGAAGUCAAGUGGUAAUAUUCAUCUGUUUUCUAAUAACGGCCUAACGCAGACUCCAGUGAGCUUGUUUUGGAACGAGCCCUUCGCUUGUAAGUGCACUAAUGGAAGUCAUUCAUUCUGAUUGCUGUGCUGUACUUACCACUGUGCUCUAGUGAGAUGUUUGAAAUAUUGAUAUUUUUCCACUAGAAUAAUAACGUAACUGAUUCUUGUACCAUUCUCUGCUGUAACAGUGAUUGUUCAAUAAAGAUGCUAUAAAACAUC
Molecule: messenger RNA, 5820 nt
Organism: Betta splendens (Siamese fighting fish)
Lineage: Eukaryota; Metazoa; Chordata; Actinopteri; Anabantiformes; Osphronemidae
Product: ribonuclease ZC3H12A-like
Exons: 5
Coding region: 983-3694 (903 amino acids)
Cellular component (GO): nucleus; cytoplasmic ribonucleoprotein granule
Molecular function (GO): metal ion binding; mRNA binding; RNA endonuclease activity
Source: RefSeq, a predicted model, not a curated record